AUUUCACAAUCCCAUUGACCCGCUCACCGACUCACUGCCAACCGUCCCCAGUGCAGUCACCUUCUUAAAUAGACUCACUACUUAUCAGAACCGUUUAUUUAUUUAUUUACUUUUGGGGUUUGUUGAGAAUGAGCAAGAGCACCAGACCCAGAGCCAUCCUAGACUCUACAGCCACAGUGGUCGAUGUUUUCCAACGCGAACUCGGCCUUCUCUCCACCCGGAACUUUGAGUACCGCCGCCGUGCCUCCGAGGAUCUUGUCCUUCGACUUGAUAUUUGCAAGAAGCUUGAUAAACAUCGAGGUUGUGUGAACACAUUAAGCUUCAAUGCGGAUGGUGAUAUUCUGGUGUCAGGCUCUGAUGACAGGCGAGUUAUACUCUGGGAUUGGGUAACUGGGCGUGUCAAACUUUCAUUCCAUUCUGGUCAUGAUGACAAUGUUUUCCAGGCGAAAAUCAUGCCAUUUGCAGAUGAUCGCAGCAUUGUUACCUGUGCUGCUGAUGGGCAGGUUCGUCAUGCUCAAAUUCUGGAAGGCGGUGGAGUAGAGACUACUUUGCUUGCCAAACACCAAGGACGGGCACAUAAAUUGGCUAUUGAACCUGGAAGCCCUUACAUUUUUUAUACUUGUGGUGAAGAUGGAUCGGUGCAACAUAUUGAUUUGAGAACUGGGGUUGCUACUGAACUUUUCAGUUGCUGCUCAAUUGGUGGUGGAAGAAGUUACAUGCCAGUAGCAAAUCUAAAUGCAAUUGCAAUCGACCCAAGAAAUCCAAAUCUCUUUGCAGUAGCUGGAUAUGAUGAGUAUACUCGAAUUUAUGAUAUUCGCAAGUAUAAAUGGGAUGGUUCUACAGAUUUUGGUCAGCCUUCUAAUUACUUUUGCCCUCCUAAUUUGAUUGGUAAUGACGAAGUUGGAAUAACUGGCUUGGCCUUCUCAGAUCAGAGUGAGCUUUUGGUUUCAUAUAAUGAUGAAUUCAUCUAUCUAUUUACUCAGGAUAUGGGAUUGGGGGCUAACCUGGUACGCUCCUCUCCAUUGUCUACUGGGAGUGAUGCUAGUGAAAUGGCAUCUGCUUAUUCCUCAUCUCCAACAAUGGAUGUUGGUGAUAUAGUUACUCCCCAAGUUUACAAGGGCCACAGAAAUUGUGUGACAGUGAAAGGUGUGAACUUCUUUGGGCCAAAAUGUGAAUAUGUGGUCAGUGGGUCUGACUGUGGUCGGAUAUUCAUUUGGAAGAAAAAGGGUGGAGAGCUCAUCCGUGUCAUGCAAGCAGAUAAGCAUGUGGUAAACUGUAUUGAGCCACAUCCUUACACCACAGUGCUUGCUAGCAGUGGACUUGAAAGUGAUGUCAAGAUAUGGACCCCUGAGGCUAUCGAGAGAGCUACUUUACCUGCAAAGAUUGAACAGGUUUUACCUGAUCGUAUUCAUUGGAUUGCACUUGGUGAUGACGACGAUGAUGACGAUUAUUAUUUUUAUGAUAUUGAUGAUGACGACAACGACGACGACAAUGAUGACGAUGAUGGAGAUGCUGAUGAAAAUGAUGAUGAUGAUGAUGAUGACAAUGAUUACGAUGAUGAUGAUAUUGAGAAUGAAAAUGAUGAUUAUGAUGAUGAUUACAGCGUGGAAGAUGUCAAUGAUGUAGAUGAUGGCGAUGAAUGGUGUGACGAUGAUGAUGGAAGCGCUAAAGUUGAUGGCUAAAAAGAUUCUGAUAAUUUUGCAGGAGGUUAUGAUAAUGCUAAUAAUGAUAAUUUGUGAUUUUGCACUUUGUGUCCAGUUCAAACCAAAGGCGAGGGGCUGGAUGCACCGUAUAUUUUCACCGGGGCCACAAUUAUUUUCACUGCAAAGGCAAAGGACUGAUCUAGAUGUGGAGUGCAUUGACGAAAACUCAGCUGCAGGUCAUGAACUUUUAGAGCUUAUAUUGACAUUCAUCACCAACAGUGAUGGAUCUUCAGACGAUGGAGAUGAUCUGGAGCCAUGAAGCUUUGCUUUAUUGAAUGAGCUGUGAUAUCGUUUUGGACUAGGAAAUUAAAACAUGGUAACUGUACAUAGCAUAGCUGUAAAACUGCUUCUGAGUAGAUCUUUGCAAAUUUUUGUCCACCGUUUAUUCAUUAUUCAAGAUCUUUACCCUUAAUAUAUGGUUGAUUAAUGUUUACAA
Molecule: messenger RNA, 2139 nt
Organism: Mangifera indica (mango)
Lineage: Eukaryota; Viridiplantae; Streptophyta; Magnoliopsida; Sapindales; Anacardiaceae
Product: DDB1- and CUL4-associated factor 8-like
Exons: 5
Coding region: 129-1682 (517 amino acids)
Cellular component (GO): cytoplasm; Cul4-RING E3 ubiquitin ligase complex
Molecular function (GO): protein binding
Source: RefSeq, a predicted model, not a curated record